Microthlaspi erraticum is the source of this 483-nucleotide messenger RNA. Lineage: Eukaryota; Viridiplantae; Streptophyta; Magnoliopsida; Brassicales; Brassicaceae. The record is from the annotation of a GenBank genome assembly.
AUGACAGGUGAAAGAGUUUCAGCUAAGGAACUGGCAGAAGCUAAGAAGGCUCAUGCAAUCGAAUUCAUGAAAUUUCUCGAGGAGUCGAAGAACGCGCCAAUGUACUUUUGUGAUAGUUGGAUUUAUAGCGUGAUCAUGCAAGUUGUAAUCAUCGGCACUCUUAUUCCCUUACACAUUCAUCUCCAAGAGAACAACGAUUACUUCUACUUUGUAAGAUACAUGAUGGGGAUGCAAUUUUUGUUCCUUAUAGCCGAAAUUGGAUGCUUCAAACUACGGAUUCAAGGUAGAGUCAUGGGAAGUAUCAGCCACAUGUGUGGCGUUGUUGCCAUCAUCCUACACCUUCGUCUGAUUUCUUCGGCUCUUGCUAUGGGCAUAGGCAUACCACUUUCUCUGUGGAUCCUUAUUACCAUCUUCUACACAUGUAUUGUGGCCUCCGUUGACUUCCCAGAGUUGACUUUAAAUGAUUUGAUGUCAACUGUUUGA